Molecule: messenger RNA, 1811 nt
Organism: Spinacia oleracea (spinach)
Lineage: Eukaryota; Viridiplantae; Streptophyta; Magnoliopsida; Caryophyllales; Amaranthaceae
Product: probable flavin-containing monooxygenase 1
Exons: 5
Coding region: 36-1592 (518 amino acids)
Molecular function (GO): flavin adenine dinucleotide binding; NADP binding; N,N-dimethylaniline monooxygenase activity
Source: RefSeq, a predicted model, not a curated record
UUGUCAAGUUAAAAAAAAAGAUAAGGAAAAAAAAAAUGGAAAGAAAAGUUGGCAUAAUAGGAGCAGGAAUUAGUGGUCUAUUAGCAUGUAAAUAUGCCCUUGCUAAGGGUUACCAACCCUUAGUUUUUGAGUCUAGAAACACAAUUGGUGGUGUUUGGACCAAAACUCUAGAAACUACUAAACUCCAAACUCCUAAAUCAUUUUUUCAAUUUUCUGAUUUUCCUUGGCCUUCUUUUGUUGAUACACUUUACCCUUCCCAAACCCAAGUGUUUGAUUAUCUUCAAUCUUAUGCUAAGCAUUUUGAUUUGCUUAAACACAUUAGGUUUAAUACUAAUGUGUUGAAUAUUAAGUAUCAUAAAGGUCCAUCACAUGAAGAAAACAACCCAUCUAAUUGGGGUGGUGACCAUAAUGGUGACCCUUUUGGUAAUAAGGGUAAAUGGAUUAUUACCACGCAACAUCUCCUUACACAAACCGUUGAGGUGACGCAAGUAGAUUUUGUAAUUCUGUGUCUGGGACGAUUCAGUGACGUGGCAAAUAUUCCAGAAUUCCCCAUAGACCAAGGGCCAGAAGUAUUUGAAGGGAAGGUCAUGCAUUCAAUAGAAUAUUCUAAUUUGGAGAAUGAAAAGGCUAGAGAUUUGAUUAAAGGGAAGCGAGUUACAGUGGUUGGCUUCAAAAAAACUGCACUUGAUAUUGCUAUGCAGUGCGCAACUGUCAAUGGAGUAAAAUAUCCAUGCACAAUGAUAUGUAGGACUCCACAUUGGAAUGUUUAUCAGUCCAUUCCUUGGGCAAACAUGUUUUUGAAUCGUUUCUCAGAACUAUUGAUUCAUAAACCUGGUGAUGGCCCUCUACUUAACUUCCUAGCCACACUCUUAUCUCCUUUGAGAUGGGGAAUUGGCAAAUAUGUGGAGAAUGAUAUUAAGAAGAAACAUUCUCUCAAAAAGAUUGGCAUGGUACCUAACCACAGUUUCUUACAAGCAAUGAACUCUUGUUUAGUUGUAACAACACCAGAAGGGUUUUAUGACAAUGUUGAUAAAGGAAGCAUUAUUUUGAAAAGAUCUCCAACUUUUACCUUUCACAAAGAAGGUGUUUUACUUUGUGAUGAUAGUGAUUAUGGAACUAAUAAACCUAUUAAGAAUGAUUUGGUUAUUUUUGCUACUGGAUUUAAGGGUGAUCAGAAGCUUAGAGAUAUCUUUGCAUCUCCUAAUUUCCAGAAAUGCAUUUCCAGCUCCUGCAAUGAGACGACUCCAUUAUAUAGGGAAUGUAUCCACCCACGAAUUCCACAACUAGCAGUGAUUGGUUUUUCAGAAAGCUUUGCAAACUUGUUUGCCUCAGAAAUAAGGUGUCGUUGGUUAUUUGAAUUACUUGAUGGGAAAUUCAAAUUGCCAAAUAUUCAAGAAAUGGAGAAAGAUGUGUUAAUAUGGAAAAAGUCCAUGAAAACGUUUUCACCCAAGUAUUAUGGAAGGCCAUGCAUAGGAGCAUUACAUAUUUGGUACAAUGAUCGAUUAUGUGAAGAUAUGGGCUUAAACCCAAAGAGAAAGAAGGGUAUAUGGGCCGAAUUAUUUGAACCAUAUACCCCAACGGACUAUGCUUAACAUUAAUUAGUAAUUACCCAAAAGAAAAUUUGUAACAAAAAAUAAAUGGGUUUGUAAACUACUUUUAAUUUUGUGUGCUUCUUACUCCCUAGGCCCAACUUGUGUAACGAUAGUAAUAUACUUCAUCUGUUUCACAAAUAUCAUACUAUGUAGACUUUUAUACUAUUUAUAUUGUGUCUUUGAUUAUCUUUUGAAUUAUAUAUGUAAAAUAAUAUGUAA